AUGACUAUGCAGAUGAAACGUUUGGAGAACAAAUCAACAACAGACAACAGUUUAUUUCAUCUACACAAGAUGAAUCAGCGUAAAGACUACCAAGCUCAGAUGAUCUCUUCUUUAAACUUGAUCCAUAACCAUGUUGGGAACAUUGACACGAAAUUUAUCUUUCACACUUUCAAGUGGUCAUUAGCAGAAUUCCCCGGUGUUCUGGCGGCCAAGUCCAAGCUUGUUAGCAAUAUCGUCAUUAUCAGCUGCAGCAAUAACAACACAAUAGCCACAGCAACACCAACACAAGACAGUCUCAUAAAUAAGAUCAUUAGCGAUGACAACUGGUUGCACAACAUAUCAUUCUUGAUAUACGAGGACAAUGAUCGUCUGGUGGUCUCCAUCAUAACGGGCAUCAUGCUUGGCAUUGUGGUCGGUGCAUGUUUGCUGUUUGUCGUCCUGGCUUACAGGAAGAAAAGAUCAGGACACAUGCAGCGAGCAUCACCAUCUCAUCUGAAAAACUUCAACAACUCAAUCGACUGCAUGGAAGCAUUUGCAACAACUCAACAGUCCCAAAACCAACAACAUCAACAUUUUUUUUGCAAUAGUGGAAGCAAGAAGUUUCAGAACACAAUGCAACCUCACAAUCGAAGAUGUCUGGAAUCCGACUACAGACCAAAUGAGUCGCUUUGUCCGUACACAUCCGUCAGCAACAGUAACAACAAUUACGUUGAACAGAAUGUUGAUAAUCUGCCACUAGACAUUGGAAAUAACAACAAUAACAGCAACACAACCUGCGCAUUUAGAUUGAUACACCAACAACAUCCACACGACAGCUUCUGCGUCAAGCAAUUCAACGACAAAUCUAAAAGUACAACGCCACAACAAACUUAUGAGUGUUUCCAGCAACAACAACAGCACCACUGUAACAAACCGCCUUUCAACAACAACAACAACAACAACAACAUAGACAACGUAACGAUGCAAACAGGUGAGCGGAUAUUGCAUCAGUACGGAUUCGUUUCUGAUCUUCCCGACAAAUCUUUCGCAGACCAACCACAGCCCCAGAAAUUCCAUCUCCACAAUCUCUACCAGCACAACACCAGCCAACAAACUGUCCCUAACACUUCCAGCCCUCAACAUUUCGAUGCCACUCUCCCCACCAAGAACAUCCUCCCAUUCGAUAUGGUCGAAAAUUGA
Molecule: messenger RNA, 1179 nt
Organism: Helobdella robusta
Lineage: Eukaryota; Metazoa; Annelida; Clitellata; Rhynchobdellida; Glossiphoniidae
Exons: 5
Coding region: 1-1179 (392 amino acids)
Source: RefSeq, a predicted model, not a curated record